This is a messenger RNA of Humulus lupulus (European hop), 1066 nucleotides long. RefSeq lists its product as uncharacterized. The record is from RefSeq and is a predicted model, not a curated record. The transcript is spliced from 2 exons. NCBI's taxonomy places the organism in Eukaryota, Viridiplantae, Streptophyta, Magnoliopsida, Rosales, Cannabaceae. Bases 239 to 1066 code for a protein of 275 amino acids.
UUAUUAUAUAAUAAUUAUAAUUAUGGAAAUAAAUUCUUUGUUAUUGUAGGCAACUAUGGAUAGGGAAAAGUUAGGGGACAUCUUGUUGGCAUUGAAUUCACAUGAGAGUGAAGUGAAGGAAUUGAAGCAGGAAAUUGCAUCUCUUAGACAUGGUGUUUCCCAGCUUCGUUUGUCUGAGGUUAGAGAAGGAGAAUAGGACAAUUCUUUUGAAGUUUUUUUGGAGAAGGCAUCUUUGGUAAUGAGUGAAUGUAACAUUGUGAGUGAGAAAUUGAGUAAAUUGGAUGGUGCAAAUGUAGAUAUGGUGGAGGUGGGUCGUUUGGAAGAUAAAUUUAGUGUAGGAACACCGUCAAUGAAUUUGGGAAAGGUUGAGUUAUCUAAAUCCAAAACAUUACAAGUGGAAUUGGAGUUGCGAAAACUUGAUCCCGUUGAUGGGGGGGUUAAAAAUGUUCAACUUGAGUCGGAGGAGGUUCGUUUGGUUGACUUAAAUGAGAUAAGCGAAGUUGAUAAGUUGCCUAGUGUGCUUGGUUGCGAUGAGUUGGGUGUAGAAAUUGGAGAGGGGCCUUCCAAUAUUGGUACUUUUACUCUAGAAAUGAAUGAUUUAGAGGUUGAUGGUGUUGAUGGUAAUAGUUUGAAUGAUAAGAUUUUAUUUGAUCUUGAAGUGGGUAGGGAGAAGAAGAGUGGUGUAUCUAAUCAUAGUGAGAAAGUGUGGUCUAGUUGUGUAGAAGGGAAUGAUUUAUGUAUGGAACUGGAAAAAUUUACAGAUAUUGUUAGUGAGAGCAAACAUUGUGAUAGGAUUUCAUUGUCAACGACUGAAGAAAAAAUAAAAUGGCACUUUGAGGAUGAAAGGAAAUUGGUUUUGAAAUUUGGAGGUAGUGGUUUUGAUUGUGAUAUGUAUGACAUUGAAGAUAGCGAAGUUGAUAAAAUUGUUGGGAAGUAUACUUUGGAUCGUUGUUGCGUUAGUGGAGACCUCUUAAGCCGAACAAAGUGGUUAAAUUUGGAGUUGUUGAACGAUUCUGAGGAAAAGUUGUUGAACUAUGUGAUGGACUCGAAAUUAACUCCGGAGUAA